AUGUCCGACUGGGCAAUCCUGAUGGGGAAGAGAAGGAUUUGGGCGCAGAGCUUGGACUGGAACCAGCAGCCACGCCCCGAGCAGACAUUCCUCCAAAAUCCAGAACCUGCGCAGGUACAGUGCCCAGAUCUGUACGCUGAGCCGCCGGACGUAACAGUGGAAAAAGCAACACAACCAGUAGAGGAUGGAGCUGAAGCAGACGACUCAUUAUUGGCUACCUCGCUUCGCGCGAUUGCCAGUCAUUUCUGCUCCUAUAAGGAAGAUCGUGUCUGGAACUCUCGACCUGGACAAAGGGAGUACGAGUCGCUUCGCUGUUUCUUCGCCGAGCGCCUGGAGACGUACCAAAAAGAGCUGGACCAGGCGCGCGAGAAGGCAUGGAACAAGUGGAAGGAGUUCAGCGCCACCGUCGUCAUAGACAAGACGCAGCUCAAAGAAUUGGUACGCGAAGGGCAUCAGAUAGUGCCUACCCAGUGGGUAGAAGUGGACAAGAAUUUCGCGCAAAGACUUCUUGAUUCAACGGUAGAGCCGAAGUACAAAAGUGGAGAAGAGAUUGACAGAAUCCUUCUCUUGUCUCAGCCGAAGUCAAGCCUGACGAGCAUAUGCUCGCGGAUUUGCCGUGCGCUGUACAGCUUCACGGACGCCAAUGGGGUGGUACAGAUGCUCAUGACGUCCCAUGUGGUGUGUUGGACUGGAAGGGACUGGAAGAAGCCCGGAGCUCUCGUGAAUCUGGUGAUCGCGGAUGCUUCGCAUGCAAACGAGUGGAAAGACACUGACGUGAUGAUUGCUGACCCGCUCUUGAAGGUGAUGGAGCCAGUUAAGCUGGUAAAAGCCCUGGAAACCGACGUCUUGGACGUUGAGCUUCCGACUGGUGGAUCCAGCGACUCCAUUUCCGAUGUGGUUCCGACUGCUACGCCUGACACCAAGACCGGCUUGGAGAGAGGCACAUGUGCCAGCGACGAACGUCCAAGCAUUUGGACGUGGCGCAGCUGUGGUCUUCCCCUUGGUGGUUUCUUCCUUUCUUUCCUGAAUGCCCUGGCUACCAGCGUGGGCUACGGCUUCUUCCUCGGGUACAUGGGGCUGGACGCCUACGUGGUUUUGUCCAUUAACGCCCUCAUGAAGCUGCCGCAGGUGUUGCUUUUGCCCUUCGGCAUGAUGAACGACUGCUUCCCCAUCUUUGGCCAGCACAGGAAGCCUUACUUCGUGGCAUCUUGGAUCGUGGUUGGCAGUGCUCUCUUGGUGAUGAGCAUCCGCCCGCUCCCCAAGCCGUAUUUCUGCCAGAAUCCAGAUGGCAGCUAUGACAUCAUGUCGCCACCCUGCAACCUCGAGAUCCAUUCUUUGAAGAAUUGGUAUGUGUUCCCGAUGGUCUUCCUUGUCGCCGGCAUUCAGAUGGGGUGUGUGGCAGGUGAGGGCCUGUUGUUGGAGUAUUCCCAGCGCGAGCCAAUGGAGUCCCGAGGGAAGAUGAAGGCGGAGUUCACCAUGAUCACCAUGGCAGGUUCCCUGGCUUCCGCCGGUUUUGUCGGUGUGUUCAUGAACGGCAAGGAGUACUUGGGCACGUUCGACUGGGGCAUGUCCUUCCGAAGCCUGAUGGCCGUGUGCUUCGUGAUCGCGACCGCCUUUAUCCCUCUAAGCCUUUGGUGCGUCCAGGAGCCCGAGAAGGUGGCCCCGGCAUCAUGUUUGUCAAGCGUAAAAUCUUCAUGGAAGCUCAUCAAGAACAAAGGCCUGUCCGCCGUGCUGAUCUUCGCCUUCAUCAUGCAGUUCUUUUCCACCAUCUCGACAACUGCAGGGCCCAUGGUUCGCAGCCAGUGGGCUGAGGUGAAGGUCUUGCAGCAGCAGAUGUUCCUCAUGGGCACCAUGUUGGUAAUGAUGUUGGCAACUUGGGUCUACAAGGAGUACUUCCUCCACACCUGCUGGCGCAAGGCGAUUCUCCUUGCAGUCUUCGGCCUGACCAUCUCGGACUCCGUCCCAACCUUCCUCACCGUGUUCAAUGUGAUCAGAGAUCAGUAUUUCUUCCUUGGUGAAGACAUUAUUGGCGCGGUGCCCACCACGACCCUUUCCUUGGUUAUGAACUUGAUGGUCAUUGAACUCGCAGAGCCUGGACGAGAAGGCCUCUGCUAUGGUUUGAUUGGGACUGUCAUGCAUGCCAGCCAGCCCAUUGCCACCGCCAUGAGCAAUCAGGUUUUCGGCCUCUUCCAGCCCAACCUGUCCGAUCCCCGCAACUACCUUGCAGACACGCCCAGCUUCAGGAACACUGUCGCGUUGUCCUACGUGCUAGCCUACGGUACUUCCGUGCUUGGAACACUUGCGCUGCCUUUGAUCCCAAAGCAGAAGGCUGAUGCCCAAUCGCGUAAGAAGGAGUGGAGCUCCAGCACUGCUAUGGCAAC
This is a messenger RNA of Symbiodinium pilosum, 2381 nucleotides long. The record is from the annotation of a GenBank genome assembly. NCBI's taxonomy places the organism in Eukaryota, Dinophyceae, Suessiales, Symbiodiniaceae.